This is a messenger RNA of Thunnus maccoyii (southern bluefin tuna), 6426 nucleotides long. RefSeq names its product bone morphogenetic protein 3 (gene bmp3). Gene Ontology annotation, biological process: BMP signaling pathway; SMAD protein signal transduction; osteoblast differentiation. The transcript is spliced from 3 exons. Gene Ontology annotation, molecular function: growth factor activity; cytokine activity. The record is from RefSeq and is a predicted model, not a curated record. The coding region runs from base 445 to 1839 and encodes 464 amino acids. Gene Ontology annotation, cellular component: extracellular region. NCBI's taxonomy places the organism in Eukaryota, Metazoa, Chordata, Actinopteri, Scombriformes, Scombridae.
UGAGGAAUACCCAGCUGGUCCCACAAGCCCUAUAAUACCAAGCACAACAUGCUUUACCUUCAAUGAAAGCUGAGACGGGGGGACGGUUGACUGCUGGUCCUGAAAUCAGCUCAGAACUUGGAUACAAAACCAAGAGCGUCGGUGUUUUAGUAGCUUAGUUAUCCUGCAUCUGCUUUAUUACACCUUCUGCUUUUUUUUUAACUGACUGUAGCACGUUAAGACCUUAUCAAAAGCAGACAGACAACUUGGAUAACGCUCUUAUUUUUCCUUCCUUCCUUCUUCUCUUGCUGUGACUGGUGUCAAAGGUGAUGGUAUCAUUUUCUUACAGAGGACUCCUCCUCAGGUGAUGGUAUGUCCUUUUGGAGAUAGGGACAACUUUUGGAAACGUGCUAGGUUUUCCAAAACUAUUAUUUUUUCUAUUUGCACCCUCGCUUUUGCUCAAGCAUGGCUCUCUACUCUCGGUUUGUGGUCGUACUGCUUUACGGAUGGAGUUAUCUGUGCGUUGGAUACUGCGCGAUGCUGAAAACAGACAAUUUCCCCACGGGACGAAAGGUGGAUUUUACGCAUUCGGUGGAUAAAAAGCAACCUACGAAGGAAGACCGGAAUCUGCUUUUACAGGAUACAAUGACGGAGCACAUGCAGAUGCUUUACGCGAAGUACAACCGGGCUGGUUUUCCCUUCAAGGAUGGCAACACUGUCCGCAGUUUCAAAGCGCACUGGGGUACUCUAAACAAGAAGCAGCUGCAGAUUUUCAACCUCACCUCCCUCACCAAGUCAGAAGACGUGCUGUCAGCCACUCUUCAUUACUACAUUGGAGACCUUCAGAACAGCACCCAGGGCUGUUCCAGGUCCAAAAGCUGCAGUCGCCAUGGGCCCCGCAGGCACAGCCACAUCCACAUGGUGAUCUGGAGUUUUGCCUCUGUGGAUAACAAGAUGAGGACUCUAGGACAAUUUCGGAUCAAUGUGUCCACUCUGUACAGGGACUUCAUAUCUUGGCAGUGGAAGGACAUAACUCGCGUGGUGAACCAGGCCAAACACCAUGACGAGCUGCUUAUUGGGAUUGAUGUGGCCUCGCAAGGGCCCCAGCCGUGGAAGAAGCUCCUGUCGGACCGCUCGCCCUACAUCCUGGUCUACGCCAAUGACUCUGCCAUUUCGGAACCUGAAAGCGUGGUAGCCACCCUCCAGAGACACCCCUCGGUGGGAGGGGAGGACUCCGUUUCACACAGCAUUCAUAAACUGGGACAGCGUGAACGAAACAACACUGAACAAGAACAACAGCAGCCCAGGCACAAGCGCUCGGUGAACGUUCUGCUCCCUUUGCAAAACAAUGAACUUCCUGGGCCUGAAUACCCGUACGAGACGACCGGUUGGGAUGAGACAAGUCCGUACGAACCUUUUGACAACAAGCAGGCCCGUCGGCCACGUAAAAAGACACGCAAGAAUCAGAGGCACAAGAUGCCCCUGCUGCAGUUCGACGAGCAGACGAUCAAAAAAGCGCGAAAGAAGCAGUGGAACGAGCCCAGGAACUGCGCACGGAGGUACCUGAAAGUGGACUUUGCUGACAUUGGAUGGAGCGAAUGGAUUAUAUCACCUAAGUCCUUUGACGCCUACUACUGCUCAGGGUCCUGCCAGUUCCCCAUGCCAAAGGCUCUGAAGCCCUCUAAUCAUGCCACUAUCCAGAGCAUAGUGCGGGCGGUGGGCGUCGUCCCGGGAAUCCCCGAGCCAUGCUGCGUCCCAGAGAAGAUGUCUUCCCUCAGCAUUCUCUUCUUUGACGAGGACAAGAACGUGGUGCUGAAAGUCUACCCCAACAUGACUGUAGAUUCCUGCGCCUGUAGAUAGUUUUGUUUUUUUUUUCCUUCUAUGCCCAUUCACACACACACACAUACACACACACCUGAUAUUGUACAGAAAUGGAAAAAAAAUCAAAACACAUGCAGCCAAGAAGAUACUCUCUCCUCCUGUUUCUUCAGUCAAACACUCAUUCACAUACAAAACACCAAUUGAACACAACUUCCCCCUUUGCACUGGAGGAGAGUACUGCCUGUUGUUCCAGGUGAAGAGGAGACUGGUCUGUUCAUGGGAAGGAAUGGAUCAUACGGGUUAUCCUCAAGGAAGAUAACUGGAAUGGAAAUUCAAAUCUCCAUGCUCCAACUUCACCACCAGCACCACUGUUUAUCUUCACGUCUUUAUCAUCGGUUAUCGGUUAGACGGUAGCAGGGUGAACACAAUCAUAAACUCACUUUCUAGAUAUACAAAAUACCGAUUGAGGCAUAAAAGAGACAAAAAAAAACCGAAGGAAAAAACUCUUUUUUCAGGAAAAAAUGAUCUCUUUCUUUUCCUCUCAGUUUGAACUGAUGCCUCUGAGGGGGGUCAUUCUCAUCUUUCUCUCCUUCAUAGCUUAAAGUUGUCUUUGAUCAUUACCACAAAGUCACCUCUGCUCGCACUUGCAUGGUUUUUGUUACUAUGUGUAUGUAUUUAUGUCUGUACUAUCACUGUGUUAUUCACUAUAUGAAAAGUUAUUGUAUAAUUAUUGGCUUGGCUGCUAUAGAGAUAUAUAUUAGAUUCCAAAGCCAGAAUUGUGACUUAGACAGUAGAUAGCCUUACAUAUUUGUGUUUAGAUCACUGCUCCUUUUGUUGUACAGAACCCACAUUUUAAGAGUAUAUUAUAUGCUAAAGAGUAAGCUACUUUUCAUUUGUGGUCUUCAUUAACAGUCGGAAUGGGGAGUUUUGAGGAGACCCAUUAUACCAGUGUUUCACCAAGAAAAUGUUCAAGAUGUACGAGUUAACCUCAGAGAUUUCAUUUUGAAAGAUAAAGGGAUAAAGCAUAUCAAAAGGAGAAACUACUACAUUGAACAAGGGCUGUGUAAAACCACAGGACUCUAAAAGCCAUUUGAUGCUUGUGUGGAAUUUUGAAACCCUUGUUGGACUUUAUUAGCUCAGAAAGAAAUCAAAUAACUUCUGGGACUUGGCAGGCAUCAAGGAUUAAUACUUGCGGUGGAGACUGAUAUCAGGCUGAACUUAUUUGUUUUUGGCAUUAAGUUCAGAACAUGGUGCCAUUACAUAAUGUUCAAAGUUAUGUAUCUUAUUUACAGCAUAGAGUGACAUUUAUGAAGAAAAACUAUUAUAAACUGCCAGAAUGCUUCUAGAAAUCUGUUUUUGUCAACUCAGAUAUAAAGUAAGUAAUAAGUAUCAUGUCAAUAUACACUACUGGUCUGGAAUCAGUUUUGCUUUACAUAUCAUUUAAGUUCAUCAUUUUUGGUUUUUUAACAAUUUUCAUUAAAAGAUUUUUUUUAAAGGUUGAGAUGGGUUGAAAAUCUGACGUUCCCGUGGAUUUUAUGUCCUUAUGCAUCUAAAAGCUAAAAGCUCCAGGAAAAAAAAAACUGUGACAAGUAGUUUACUGUAAAUGGGAUCCUCUAGUGGCGAUGUCAGCUGAGAAAAAUCCCUCAAAGUAAUUAAAAAACCCAGUUUUCACCUAGACCUUACAAUUUCAAUUAACAGAUAAAUUCCCAUAUUUUAACCUAAAAACCAAAAAUGAUGAGCAAUACAUAUAAUAUAUUGAAUGAUCAGGGAGAACUGAUCUGUUUUCUCUAGGUCACAUAACCCUUUAAUAUUACUGUAUGGAUUUUACAUUAAUCAUUAGGGGGUUAUUAUGUUAUUUGAUCACAUGUACUUUGCGUCAGGUCAACAUGGAACAAAAGGCACACCUGGAGGAGAAGUUAACAUGUCGUAAUGUUGCCUCAGGUUGUGCUUUCUCUUGUCAAAGCUCAUAAAACCAAAUAUUUAUUCAGAGCAAAUAGACUGAAAUAUAGCAGCAAACUUUCCCUAUACACUUGUACAUUGUUUUUGUAUAUAGCUCACUAUAUGUCGAUGACAUUCUAAUGUCUCGUUGGGAUAGAAGUGCCUUUUUAAUGGGUGGAUUUCUGUUUUUUUUAAAACAGUUUGAUUUGAUUCAUCACCUGUUCAGAAAGGCUUGGUCGUUCACAGAACUGAGCUCAGUUUGCAAUGAAGCUGAAGUCAAAAGCAAGCAGCUGAGAAUAGUUUUUAUAUGGUACAGUAUACAAUGCGUGAACAUAGUGCAUAUUCUUUUGAUAAGUAUGAUCACCAGUGGAGUUUAUUCUAAAAUGUAUUUCAAAUAAUUCACUAUUUUGAUAUUUCAGAGACAUUUAUUUUGUGUCAAUAGCUAAAGGCAGAUUGUUUAACUUUAUAUAUUUUGUAUUGACACUUUUUUCCAGUAUGUGCUUCCUCAUCUUGUGCCAGUACAGAUUUUAGCAGUGCAUGCUGUAGAACGGAGUGGCCUCCUCUGUUUGUGCCAGUACAACACUGCAGACGUGAGGACUGCUGGCAAGUCGUGUUUGCGGACUUUGCUUUUGCUGCAUUUGAGACUCGACCCAGGUCUUUACUGUUAAACUUCACUAACACCUUUCAGAGUGCAAGUAUCAAAGACACUUAAGUAAAAUAUACAGUACAGUAUAUCAGCGGUUUAUAAGAGCUUACUCUACUACACUGUUCAAUCCUAUCUUGUAAAUGUUACGCUGUAGGUAAAAAAGAAAUGCUUGUACAAUAAGCUUCAUAAAAUAUAUUUGUAUAUGGAAAUGACUUUUAACAUGCAUCUAUUUAUUUUCUCUAUGUUGCAUAUCUUGUAGAGGUGUGGUCUGGGAAAGGGGGACCGAAGCUUGGACAUGUUGAUGGUCUUUAUAUCUGUGAUGGACAUUUGUCUCUACUGAUGUGAAAGUGUGGUGAACUGUUUAAAGGUCUCCCCCCUCCAAGCACUGACCCUCCUUACAAAGCAUUCAAAGAAAUGAAUAAAAGUAUGCAAGACUCAGGUCUAUCAAUGGUUUUUGGGUUUUAGAGGUUUUGAGAGGAUAGUGGCACAAAACACACAAGCAAAGCAAAAUAUUCAAAAUUUAUUUCCUUCAUCUCUCCCUUGGUACCAUUUUGCAUAAAAUACAAGAUCAGUAUUUCUGGAAUUCAAUAGCAAAACUUAGAAGCAUACAUCUAUGUACAGUAUCAUUCAUUUACUGCCCAAAAAAGUCAGUAUUUACAUUUUAUAUACAGGUACAGUAUGGUUUGUAGGAUUGUACUAGACAGAGGCAGUUGUAGAUGGUACAGUUUAUGUGUAAGAACGUGAAAUCUGUACAUAAAAUUAUAGGAUCUACUGCAUUUUAUGAAUGUUUUCCCUCUUUUAAAAUUAUGUUAUUAAUCUCUUGUGAGUGUUUGUUAGAUUUUAACCCCAGUGCCAAAAUAUAGGCUUAGAGACAUUUGAUACCUUUACUAGAACAAUGACUGUAAAUACAUUCUGAAGCUUUGAACAGUUUUUGUUACAUUUCUGUUUUUUGAAAACUUUAUUUUAAGGCCAUGAGUCCACACAAAUGGAUCAACAGGCCAUUCUGGUGACAGACAUUUUGACUUGUCAUAGUGGUAAAGCAAGUGUAACUAAGGACAUUACUGAUGGAUGUUUUAAUUUGGUGUCCCAACAAGCCAGUAUGUGGAAUAACAGGGCCAUGGUUAGCCUCGUUCCAGACCUCUGAAUCACUGCCCACAUCCCUGUUUUCUUCAGUGGUUGUGCUCAUUGGCGUCUGUUUCCCUGAUCGCAAAAACAGUCAGUCAAUCAUAGUUUUGUUGGCAGGGUUAAGAACCAUGGCCUUCAUCUUUCAACAGAGCUAGCUAGGUAGCUACAUUUAGCAAAAAUAGUGACAAGAGUGGACGACACUGAUGCAGCUGUGCAAGUUGUUGUAAUUUGAGUUCUUAAAUUGGUGAAUUUCUUAGAUUUUUGUGAAAGCUGUUAAGUUAACAGCUCCAAAGUGAAAAUGACAUGGACAGGAUGGAUAUGUCACGCGCGACUGUUUGGUUCAGGUGAAACAAAACAAGACAUAACCCAAGCAGAAAUUGUCUGACGUGAAGCCGAUGUCAGGAUGACUGAAUGAAGUUCAAUGAAAUGAUAAUUGAAAAGAUUAACUGCUAGUCUAGGUCUAGGCCUGGCACUGGAACAAUUAAAUAAAAUGCAGCCAUUAUUAAUGUUAUUACAUACCCCUGUGUUGGACAACACAAAAUAUCCUCAGUGAGAAAGGUCUGCACAUAUUGCUAAAACUAGAAGUGAUAAUAAUAAUCUAUUGGUGUAUAAAACAAAAUUUAAAUAGGCCAAAGUCUGUUUCAUUGAAUUAAAAACAAGAAGAAAUGUAUCUCUAACUGAAAUAUUAACAAACAGCUGUAUCGUGAACUCAGUCGUCAUUAUGUUAAGGCCACAGCUUCUCCAAGAAUUUUAGGUGCUUUCUCACAUAGACAUUAUCAUAUACUGUACACACACACAUUCACCAGUCAGUGUAUACAUACAUGUGAUAUACAAAAUUCCCUCGGCCAGUUUUUUUAAAGGUGCAGUGUGUAGAAUUUAGUGGCAUCUUGCGGAACAGACUUGGCAGAAAUGGAAUA